Messenger RNA from Oryza brachyantha (malo sina), 429 nucleotides. Its product is annotated as thaumatin-like protein. Gene Ontology annotation, biological process: defense response. The coding region runs from base 1 to 429 and encodes 142 amino acids. Gene Ontology annotation, cellular component: extracellular region. The record is from RefSeq and is a predicted model, not a curated record. The transcript has a single exon. Lineage: Eukaryota; Viridiplantae; Streptophyta; Magnoliopsida; Poales; Poaceae.
AUGCGGCGGAGACUGGGGAAGGAGGUAGCGACGGUCGCGGACUACUGUGGCUUGGAGGCGGGCCGGUCGACUGGGGAAGGAUUUGGGGCGGGUCGGCGGCAGCGUGAGGUGGUGGACAGCAGCGCGAGGGGUGCGCACUGCGCUGGGACGCUCUACUGCAACGGUGUCGGCGAAGCGCCGUCGGCCACGCUGGCUGAGAUCACCCUCGCGUCGACGCCCACCGCACAGGACUUCUACGACGUGAACCUCAUCAACGGCUACAACAUCCCCGUCUCCAUGACGUCGUUCCACGGGUCCGGCGCCAACUGCGUGCCUGUCGGCUGCGUCGGUGACCUCAACCGCGUCGUCAGCUGUCCGAGCGCCUGCGUCGCAUACGGCAUGCCACAGUACUGUCGCACCGGCGUGUCCAGGAGCCCGCAGCAGUGUUAG